CUUGACAGCGCCACAGGCCUCCAGGGGGCGCUAUCUGGGGCUCACAAGUGCUUCUUCACAACCAGGACAGAUUUCACUGACCCGGACCCGCUCCAGAGGGAGAUCUCACAGGGGUACUUGAUUGCAGAUGCUUGCAAGCAGAAUGGCAUCAACCAUGUGGUGUUUGAGGGGAGUCACCACGUGCACCGGCGCUUUGGCUUCCCCGUGCGGUCCAUGGAUGCCAAGGCUUGCAUCAACGACUACAUGGGCGAAAUCGGCAUCCCCAAAACCCAGCUGCUGAUCCCCUUCCUGUACGAGAGCUUCCUCACAACAUUCCGUCCCAAACCUGCUGGGCUCAACCUCUAUAAAAUUGACAUCCCCAUGGGAGAGACGGCCAUGGACAGCAUGAGCCUGAGGGAUCUGGGACCCAUUGUCACGGCCGUACUGAAGAACGCGCACAAGUGGAUGGGAAAGAGCUGCGCCCUCUCCGCAAACCGGCUGACGAUUCAGGAAUACGCAGACACGCUCACGCAGUGCCUGCCUCCCAGGGUCUUUCAGGAUUCCAGGCAAAUCUGCAACAUGCACUUCAGACUUAAGUGA
Molecule: messenger RNA, 579 nt
Organism: Megalops cyprinoides (Indo-Pacific tarpon)
Lineage: Eukaryota; Metazoa; Chordata; Actinopteri; Elopiformes; Megalopidae
Product: nmrA-like family domain-containing protein 1
Exons: 4
Source: RefSeq, a predicted model, not a curated record